GAGAGAGAGAGAGAGAGAGAGAAAGAGAGAGGGGGAGAGUGAGACAGAGAUGCCAGGGUGUAUUUUAAGCAAGAGUUAGUUAAUGAGAAACCUGGUUUUGUUGUUGUGGUGUGUGUCUGCGUGAUUGUCCGUGUCUGCGUGUCCGUGUGCACGUGUGUGUGUGUGGGGCGGAAGGCGUGUAUCGAUCCCGGUGUGGAUUGCAGGCGUGUUCGUUGGCAGUGAGCGGGGCGUCAGCAUGCGUGUGUCUGGGAGCCGCCAACAUGUAUGUGAGCUAUCUUCUGGAUAAGGAGGGGGGCAUGUACUCGGGCCCCGUCAGACAUGCUGGCCUCAAUCUCAACGGACAGAGCUUUGGCCCCCCACCCCCCGGCCCCCCACAGUACUCUGACUACCCGGGCUACCCCCCCCACAUCCCAGGGCUGGCCGUAGACACUCCCCAAGGGCAGCCAGCAGCAGCCUGGGGUUCCCCCUACAUCCCAGUCCCCCGUGAUGACUGGCCGGGGUACGGACUCUCCCCUCCCCCUGGUAGCGGCCCCCUCCCCUACGGACCUCUGGACUUUGCCCCACCACAGCCCCAGGGGCCGGCCGGGGGUCUCCUGCCCUCGCUGGUGACCCCCCUCUCCCCCCACUCCCCAAAACGCAACCCUUACGAGUGGAUGAGGCGUGAACUGCAGAUCAACCCUCAAGCCAAGACCAGGACGAAAGACAAGUACCGUGUGGUGUACACGGAUCACCAGCGGCUGGAGCUGGAGAAGGAGUUUCACUACAGCCGCUACAUUACCAUCCGCAGGAAGUCCGAGCUGGCUCAGUCACUGGGGCUCUCCGAACGGCAGGUGAAGAUUUGGUUCCAGAAUCGCCGGGCGAAGGAGAGGAAGAUGACGAAGAAGAGACAGCAGCAGCAGAGCCAGCAAGCGAGCAGCAGCACGUCCAGCCCCAGGGCCGGGCUGGUCAGUAGCAGCAGCAAUCUCAUCCCCCCACCCAUCCCUCUCAACAUCAAGGAGGAGUACCUUCCCUAACUUCACUUUAGAGAUACCGCGUGGAAACAGACCCUUCGGCCCACCGCGUCCGCGCCAACCCGCGAUCACCCCGUACACCAGCACCAUC
This is a messenger RNA of Amblyraja radiata (thorny skate), 1101 nucleotides long. Its product is annotated as homeobox protein CDX-1. The transcript has 3 exons. Lineage: Eukaryota; Metazoa; Chordata; Chondrichthyes; Rajiformes; Rajidae. Gene Ontology annotation, molecular function: RNA polymerase II transcription regulatory region sequence-specific DNA binding; DNA-binding transcription factor activity, RNA polymerase II-specific. Gene Ontology annotation, cellular component: nucleus. The coding region runs from base 261 to 1013 and encodes 250 amino acids. Gene Ontology annotation, biological process: regulation of transcription by RNA polymerase II; anterior/posterior axis specification; animal organ morphogenesis. The record is from RefSeq and is a predicted model, not a curated record.